AUGAAUGAUGAAGCGGCGCUGAAAUCAAAUUUUGAGAAGGGAAAGAAACCCACUUUGGAUCAGAGCAUCCCGAGUCUGAAAGAGAAGGCGGCAUCGCCAGAGCAAAGUACGCGCAGAGUGCAAGUGGAGCCGCAAUCCCAGGUGCAAGCGCGUAACGCCACGACUGGCAAAGACGCAGCUUUGAAUUCCCAAGAUUUGGCUGAUUUGGACUUGUCAAAAUUAAGUCCCCAAGAUGAAGAUGAGGUUGAUUUGGACUUGUCAAAAUUAAGUCCUACUGAUGAACUCGCGCUGGAAACAAAAUUGGACAAAGGAAAGCGAUCAAUGCUGGAUCUUAGCUCUGCGACACCUGCAACUCCUGAGACAUCGCAACAAAAAAGAACGGAUCGCAUGCUGCAAGACAAGCAAGCAGCCGGACAAUUUGAUCAAGUCCAGCAACGUCUGCCGCACGUCAGGCUCCAGGAUAGCCAGGAGAAAAGUUCUGCCCUGGCCGCAGAACCUGAUGAGAGGCACUUGCAAGGAGUGCCCACGGGCACUGUCCACGCUCAAAUGCCCGCUCCGCCGAUUCCCCCGCCAAUCAUAGAAAUUGGGAACAAAAUUUACUCUGUUCGCAACUUUUAUGUAGCAACACCCAUCCCGUCCAAUUUCUUUCCUCCAAGAUCACCAUCAGCUGUUCAAGCAAGCGCCGAAUGUUGGGACGACUUGUUCAAGACCAUCCCCGAUGAAUACCGCACGCAGUUGGAGGAAAUUCUGCGGCCCUUCCGUGGGGAAAUGGAGAAGAAAUACGGAAACCACGUUCCUCCACCCCCCGAGAUUGGAUUAUACGUUGGUAUGAUUCGAGGUCUGACCAUACAAUUCAAGAUCAUGGCUAUAGCACCGCAGUUGAGCUCGCCGUUGAUGGGUGGAGGCGGGAUGUUUUCGCCCAUGUUCCAGCCUGGUGGUUACGGUUUCCCUUCUAACCCAUAUGUGUCGUAUAUGGGUACUAGUCCGGUUAACCCCACGAUGCCAAUGGGGGGCGUUGGCGGUAACGUGUAUCCGCAGGGACCAAAAUGA
Messenger RNA from Spizellomyces punctatus DAOM BR117, 1050 nucleotides. RefSeq lists its product as uncharacterized. The record is from RefSeq and is a predicted model, not a curated record. The coding region runs from base 1 to 1050 and encodes 349 amino acids. NCBI's taxonomy places the organism in Eukaryota, Fungi, Chytridiomycota, Chytridiomycetes, Spizellomycetales, Spizellomycetaceae. The transcript is spliced from 2 exons.